Molecule: messenger RNA, 148 nt
Organism: Acaulospora colombiana
Lineage: Eukaryota; Fungi; Glomeromycota; Glomeromycetes; Diversisporales; Acaulosporaceae
Source: the annotation of a GenBank genome assembly
AUGUCCUACAGAUAUUUCGAAAAGGAUAUUUUGUCUAUGGAUCUCACAAAAUUGGGAACUAAUUUUCAGGCAGUUUACAUAGAUCCUCCGCUUCUUUUACCAAAAGAAAUUCCAUCACCUGGAAAGAUUACCUUGCAACAAUUUGUAA